AGAUGCUUCAAGAGGUGGAGUUGAACAAAACAAACCAAAAUGGCUAAAGAUAUGAGGAGGUUGUAUGGGAUUGCAGUAGUGCUAGUGGUGACCAUGUUGGCAUCAGGAGCGACUGCGCAAGACACUUCAUGCCUAAAUAGGCUUGCUCCUUGCCUGAACUACCUCAAUGGAAGUGGAGACGUGCCGGAUAGCUGCUGCGAUCCUCUGAAAUCUGUCAUAAACAACAACCCAGAUUGCCUAUGCAGUUUGAUAUCUAAUCAGGGCAGCCGUCAAGCUGAGCAGGCAGGUAUCAACGUUAAUGAGGCGCAGAAACUCCCUGGACGCUGUGGACAGCAUGUCAACCCCAUCUCCUGCCUUUCAGGGGCAGGAGCUCCAAGUUCUAUGGGCUCAGAGGAGAAUUCUGCAGGCAGAUUCUCAUUACCCUCCACAGCCAUUGCUGUAUUAACGAUUGUCCAGAUGUUCCUUUUUGUGCCAAACAAUGUAUUAGCUUGACUACCCCUCUAAGAAAAUGGGGAGCUCACGCUCUGUACUGUAGUGGAGCUCCUACUAAAGAUAAUUUCAUUCUAUUGUUCCUUUUCUACAAAACAUGAUUUAUAUAAACUGUAAUGGCCAAAAAUCGUACUCGGCUCACA
Molecule: messenger RNA, 632 nt
Organism: Tripterygium wilfordii
Lineage: Eukaryota; Viridiplantae; Streptophyta; Magnoliopsida; Celastrales; Celastraceae
Product: non-specific lipid transfer protein GPI-anchored 30
Exons: 2
Coding region: 40-492 (150 amino acids)
Biological process (GO): lipid transport
Molecular function (GO): lipid binding
Source: RefSeq, a predicted model, not a curated record